Messenger RNA from Truncatella angustata, 468 nucleotides. RefSeq lists its product as uncharacterized. The coding region runs from base 64 to 243 and encodes 59 amino acids. The transcript is spliced from 2 exons. Lineage: Eukaryota; Fungi; Ascomycota; Sordariomycetes; Amphisphaeriales; Sporocadaceae. The record is from RefSeq and is a predicted model, not a curated record.
AUUAAUCAGAGCUGCAAAAUAGCUCCUAGCUUGCAAAUAGCCCCUCGCAAUGUGCUUCGACUCAUGUCAAAUCGUACGGAAGUAAUUCACCUCACGCGACAUUCCUUUGUCCCGGCAUCAUUCACGUAUAUGGGCUCUACGAAUUUGGGCUCGACCCAGGCAUACGAGCUAGCCUCGUAUGAUUCUUCGUCGUCGUGCUACAGACAUAAUUCCUUGACGCGACACCGCAGUGGCACUGGUUGACCCUAGCAAAUUCAAGUUCAAUGAUUAAAUGCUAGGAUAGCACAGAUUAGUGCAAUUGCAUGGAUUUCAACAGUUGGAAAGAGCUGGAAAGAGUGGGAAAGAGUUGGAAAGAUUUAAUACUGUGAUGAGCGUCGCUCGUGAUAGACACUGACAAUGUGAGCAUGUAGACGGAAGCCUCGUGUGAAGUAAGUGGGUGUGUGCGCGUAUGUGGCAGUGACAUUUGGA